AUGAAAAAUUUUAUUGACUUUUACGCCAAUGAAUACGAAAUUACUUACAAUACAAUUGAUUUGAUAGAAAUUCAGGAAAAAAUAAUGUCUUCGCAAAACAAAUGUAAAAAUAAAAACGAUUUCGAUUCAAAUGAUAUUUCAAGUGAUGGUAACUAUAAAAGACAAUUCAUAGAAAUGUCAGCCAUAGGUUCGGGUGGUUUUGGGACUGUAUUUAAAGUAAAGCAUAGAUUGGAUGAUAAGAUGUAUGCCAUUAAAAGAGUACAAUUUGAGGAUUUUAGCGAAGAAAAGAGACUCACAGUUCUGAAUGAAGCGAAAAGUUUGGCAAAACUGGACUCAGAUUUUGUAGUAAAGUAUUAUCACUCAUGGCUUGAGUCCAAUCAUCUCUUCAUUCAAAUGGAGUUCUGUUCACAAAAUCUUAAGACAAUUCUUGAAAACAAAGCCAUUGUUUUCGAGAGACAACCGGAAGACCAGAUGAAUAAUGUGUUCGAGUAUUUCAUUUCAUGUGAAAUAUUCAAAGAACUCUUAGAAUGCGUUCAAUAUUUACAUGAAUCUAAACCUCCAGUCAUUCAUCGGGAUCUCAAACCCGACAAUAUAUUAAUUGAUUCCAACAUUAAUUCCAAUCGUAUCUUAAAAUUGUGUGACUUUGGUUUAGCCAAAGAGUCCAACACUAAUGGACAGACCUUUAGUAAUACAGUUGUGGGCACUUCUAGAUAUAUGGCACCCGAAGUAUUUAGUGGUAAAUAUAACCACAAAUCAGACAUUUAUAGUCUGAAUAUAAUCGGCGGACAAUUCUCGCAAUCAUUUAACGAAAAUGAAUCGUUAAAGUCAUGCAAACUAUGUAUAUAUGAAACACUUCUGGCAAUGAUGUCAACACCCUUUUGGCGACAAAGACCUGAGUGUCGGCAAGUGUUGGCCAAAUAUAACGAGUGGUCAAUCGAUAAGACAUUUAUCAAAGAUCACAAAGAAUUCAAUUCAGAACGCGAUAGAUUUGGUAAAAGUUUAAGAUCGUCUAAAUAUCCCACAAAAAUACGUGCAAAUGAUUGCGAUUUGAGUGAUAAUUCAAGUGACGAUAUUUAUAAAAGACAAUUCAUUGAGAUCUCGACCAUAGGUUCGGGUGGUUUUGGGACAGUAUUUCAAGUAAAGCAUAGAUUGGAUGAUAAGAUGUAUGCCAUUAAAAGAGUACAAUUUGGGGAAAAGAGAUUCCGAAUUCUUAAUGAAGUAAAAAUGUUGUCAAAAAUGGACUCAGAUUUUGUGGUUAAAUAUUAUCACUCAUGGCUUGAUUCCAAUCAUCUCUUCAUUCAAAUGGAGUUUUGCUCACAAAAUCUUAAGACAAUUCUUGAAAACAAAGCGAUUGUAUUCGAGAGACAACCGGAAGACCAGAUGAAUAGUGUAUUUGAAUAUUUCAUUUCAUGUGAAAUAUUCAGAGAACUGUUAGAAUGCGUUCAAUAUCUUCAUGAAUUGGUUCCGCCAGUCAUUCAUCGGGAUCUCAAACCCGACAAUAUAUUAAUUGAUCCCAACUUCAGAUCCAAU
Molecule: messenger RNA, 1530 nt
Organism: Medioppia subpectinata
Lineage: Eukaryota; Metazoa; Arthropoda; Arachnida; Sarcoptiformes; Oppiidae
Source: the annotation of a GenBank genome assembly